This is a messenger RNA of Symsagittifera roscoffensis, 2906 nucleotides long. RefSeq lists its product as uncharacterized. The transcript is spliced from 15 exons. Gene Ontology annotation, molecular function: protein binding. The record is from RefSeq and is a predicted model, not a curated record. The coding region runs from base 116 to 2302 and encodes 728 amino acids. NCBI's taxonomy places the organism in Eukaryota, Metazoa, Xenacoelomorpha, Acoela, Convolutidae.
UUUUAGAAAAUUUUCAAAAGCCGUUCAUCGAUCAUUAAUAGCACCUGAAAAUUGAGCAAGACAUCUGCGAAUAAAUCAUUGAAGCAGAAAUUGAACAAGAUUCUUCUGCCCAAAAAUGAUAGACUUCGUAAAAUUAGUUUUAUUAUGUGUUUUGACAGAUAUGGGUAAAAAGAUACGAGCUUGCCUAAUAUGCGGCGACAGUUUAAUUGCCGAAACACCCGCGAAGCAGCGGAUUACAAACUUUCCAAGUACUCAGUACUUUCGCAUAGACGAGAAGAUUCUAGAAGAAAUGAUCAUCGUUAAGUUUGAUGCAAUUAUUGACGAGAACUUCUGCGGCAGCUUAUGUGUUUUUGACCCUUCUUGUAAAUCCUUCAAUUACAACGUAGCCGUUAAACAGUGCCAACUGCUGGCUUCUGAUCUGCAUUUAAAAAAUAAGACAAAACCAGAUUUGGACGCUGCAGGAAUUUGGAUCCACCAGACCCCCAACAAAAAAGUAUCCAGGGGCUGCCCGGAUGACUCACUGAUACUGUCAGACUGUGUUGGUAUUUGGGUGGAGUCUUUCACGACUAAUGAGCUGGUGGUUGGUUGGAGAGAGCCUUCAGAUGAAGACGAACGCACAGAAUUUUCUAUAGACAAGUACACUAUUGAGAUCAACAACACAGCCCACAGGGGUCAAUCUGCAGACUUCGAAGCCGACUCAGUGAUGAGCACUUUGACAUCUUCACGAAGACGCCAUGUAUUCAGUGACCUAAUUCCUGGAAUGAAAUACAAUGUCGAAUUGAAAGCGUUCUAUCAACUCGUUCACGAAAUUCAGUUCCCACUACCAAUUGAACAAUCUCUUACACCGGAAAGACCUGUUUUGGGGGGCUUGGAUGCAUUUGAGAAGAAGUUCUACCUCAACUGGACACUAGAGGGCGCCGCGGACACCUUCCAAAUAUGGAAUACUCCAGCAGACGGCUCAUGUGCAACCCUACCUGAAGGAUAUUGCGAAGUUGAUGUGAAAACUAAAGAGAUCUACAUAACCGAGCUGGUUGCGGGAAAAGAGUACACAAUCUUCGUGAAGUCUGUCAGCCAUGGCAAAGAGAGUCUCAUCCUAGAAGUGGUCCACCCCACAUUCACUGACGUCACAUCCAUCGACACCACCAGCUCCCCCAACACUCCCAAACAGUUCACGAUCUAUCACAACACGGCUUCGGGUGUUGGAUGGCAACACGAGGUGUUCAUCGACAGCAGAGGCACACGAGUGGUGCCCCGCCUGUACAAUUUCCCCUUCCAACUCUCUCAAGUGUGGGACAUUCACCACGCCUCCGGAAACCUCAUGUUACAAGGGGGCGUGUUCUACACUAUAAACAUCACAGCCUACAGCCAGGGCGAGACUCCGGUAGUCAGGAAGUACUACACUGAAGAGAUCACAUACCCUGAGAAGCCCAUUCCGGAUGGGGAACACUGGACUUCCACUACGAGGUCGGUCACCAUCAAGUGGACAGCUGCUGGAUUCUUCCAUGGAUUCGAGCUCGGAGUUGGAGCCCAAGCUUGUUUUGAUUGCAGUCUUGCUUCGUGGCAGAGAACUUACACUAUUGACAACCUUCAACCGGGGGAGUACUACGAUUUCAUGUUGACAGCUCAUGUAACCUAUGACGGAAUAACACUGAAAGGGCUGCCCAUGGUCACAGACGCGUACACCUACCCAGAAGCUCCAACAGUUGUUGAUAUCACAUCUGGAUGCGACAGUGGCCAGGUGCGGAUAUUGACUGAAGGGGGUUCGAGAAUCAGGGUCAUCGAUGGCAACAAUCAUUUUUUAAUCACGCCCAGAACUAACUCCAAGACGGUGCGAAUCAAAGGGCUUGCACCAGAAACCCAUUACCAAUUCUUUGCAAUCGUAGAUGCUGACUAUCCAGGAUGGGAAGCAAGCAGCAGCUUUAGCAUAAACACAUAUUGGCCUAAUCCCGAAGUCUGUCUUACCAUCUCAACUACAGACAACUACUAUGGCGAAUAUGAAUUGAACUGGAAUGCAUGGGGCUGGUGCAGGCAUAGAGUGUCAGGAGGAAACGCAGGGUCAAGCUACUGUCACUUACUCAGCGAGGAAUGCGGUGGUCCAUGUGAGGUUGGAGUAGAUGGGCGGUUGGAAGUUCAAGUAUUUGGUCAUGAUGGAGACAAAAUGAUGAAGUUUUCUCUGGCAACUGUUAAAUAUGGAGACCUGUAUUUUGAACUAGUAGGAGACUGGUGGUGUGUUGAGAGCUGCGGAAUCACAAUUCCCUACAGACACCCAGAUCACUUAGUAGAUAUCAAUAACCCCUUGUAACAAGCGCCACCCCCGACUGGAUAGCUGUCCGACGCCCCAUGGAACCCUAAUCACCAGCUUAACUCAAAUCAUAUCGAAGAGCUACGACGUAUGAUGAUAUCGACGAGCUCGAAUCAAAUCCCAACAAAUACUCUCAUUUCGUUCAUUAAGAAAAAAAACUAACUGGUUUGAGUGAUUUCUUCAUCUUAUAACGUAUUGCCAUGGUAACCGAUGGAACAAAAAUGGUUGUUAUAUUGAAUUUAACCUCAAUUCAGAGCCAAACAACCUAAUCCGAUAAGUUUUACAGAGGUUAAUUUGAGGAGUUUCCGACGCGCCGAAAGUGAAAAUAGACAGUGAGAAUAGGGGAACCAUCAUUACAAUAGACCGAAAAAGGCUAUGUUUUUACAAAGUACGGAUUGAGUUUAGGUCAGGGGUGGCCUUCUUAUAGAGUAAUUUCAGAUAAGGGUAUACCGUCUGUUCGUUACGCUAUCCAUUUUCGGCCGGAUAGGUUUGUACAACUCCUUAAUCUAAAACAGAUCCUAAUAGUACUCUUCUAUCAAGUAAUUCCUAGUCUCAACAUAUCUAGAGACAACCUGGUCCGUCACGAGGUUAGAGAAGAGAAGAA